Molecule: messenger RNA, 903 nt
Organism: Aureobasidium namibiae CBS 147.97
Lineage: Eukaryota; Fungi; Ascomycota; Dothideomycetes; Dothideales; Saccotheciaceae
Product: BIG1-domain-containing protein
Exons: 4
Coding region: 1-903 (300 amino acids)
Biological process (GO): (1->6)-beta-D-glucan biosynthetic process; fungal-type cell wall biogenesis
Cellular component (GO): endoplasmic reticulum membrane
Source: RefSeq, a predicted model, not a curated record
AUGCUGUUGAGGUAUUUGAGCGCGGCCGCUCUGGCCCUGCAAUCUGCAAACGCUUUCAAGGACGCCUCGCCCUUCGUUCUUUACUCGACCAGCCAACAUAGACUGGACGCGAAGGACGCCAACGUGAACGUUAUCAGCGCGCAGAGUCUGCAACAGAAUGUCGAACACCAGAUCAAGGGCUGCCCAACCGACAAAUGGCUCGUCGUGUCGCAGCCUGGCCUCACUACUGAUGACCUGACCGUCUCCAAAUCCACACCCCACCUGCGCCGCCGCCUUGCUGGCAAGGACAACCGCGUGAAGUCUGUCUUCGCCGCAAAGAACGUUGUGGGACACGUCGAUGCCAUGGUCAUGGUAUCCUCGAUCAACCGCGAGUGCAGCACCAGAUCCACCAUGCUUCUGGACGGCGAGAAGGGAGAGAUUCCUAGCUACUCUUCCGACGCUUACGACGCCAUUCAUGUCCAAUUCCCUGCCCUACCUACCGCCCACGACGACCGUGAAUCUGCCCUGCUCAAGGCCGACUCGUACUUGAACUCGCUGCUCGCAACCAUCGACUCCUACACCGUCCUCUAUGCCACUCUCGACAACCUCUCUCCUCCUCAGGUUCAGCACCCUGAGCAGUACGUCAUGGACGAGCCCUACCCAUCGAACAUGCACACCGACCUGAAGCGCGAUCUCAACUCCCACAUUGCCCGCGCCAGCAACGCCUCAAACCCCCAGGCCAACCUGCCUCUGUUUGAGAAGUACCAAUUCCUCUCACCUGGAAUCUUCAUGGGCGGUGUUGUCAGCAUCCUCCUCUUUUCCAUCCUCUACGUCGGUAUCAGCGCCAUCGCCGGCCUUGAGGUCUCCUACAUGGCCUUCAGCAAGGAGAUGGGUCCCGCUGCUCAGAAGAAGCAGCAGCAGUAA